AUGAAAGAAUCUUUGGUAGAAGGGUCAAAGAAAAAACUUGUUAAACAUGUAAAAGAUGACACUGAAACUAGGGAAAUUGAGGAGCUGGUUGAUUCACCUCCACUUAGAAUAGGCAUUGAAAGUAGUGGCAACAAGAGAAAAGCUCUUGAAGCUGGGAGGGUUGAUAAUUAUUUUGCUCCUAGGACAUCUUAUGGUUCCCAACCAAGCCUCAAGAGUGUAUUGUCAACUAAAGAAGCACAAUAUAAUGCCAAGAUGGUUAUUGCUCAAUGGGUUAUUCUUAAUUGCAUUCCAUUUAAUGCAUUGGAUUGUCCUCUUUUUCAAAAAGUUGUUGAUGCUAUUCCUGCAAUUAGGCCUGGUUUUAAAGCCCCUAAUGCUUAUGAUUUUAAAGUUAACUUGUUGAAAGAUUGGAAGAAGGAAUGUCAGUUACUGAUUGAGAGUCAUCGUGCAAAAUGGAAAGAAAAUGGUUGUACACUCAUGGCUGAUGGUUCGACUAAUGUUAGACAAAGAAUUUUGAUUAAUUUCUUAGUCUAUUCCAUACAUGGUAUGGUAUUUGUGAAAUCAAUUGAUGCUUCAAAUGUAGUUAAGGAUGCUAAAACUUUACUCUCAUUAUUUUGUGAAGUUAUUGAGUGGGUUGGUCCUGAAAAUCUAGUUCAUGUGGUGACUGACAAUGCUGCUAACUAUGUGGCAUGUGGUAAACUGAUUAAAGAGAAAUAUAAAACUAGUUAUUGGUCAUCUUGUGCAGCUCAUUACUUGAAUCUUGUCUUGAGAGAUAUUGCUUCUAUGCCUCAUGUGUCAAAUCUUGCAACAAAGGCAUCUAAAAUCACUAUAUUUGCAUAUAAUCAUACAAUCUUCUUGUCAUGGCUAAGGAAAAGACCGGGUUGGAAGGAAAUUGUUUGCCCUGGUGCAACAAGGUUUGCAACUACAUUCAUUACCUUGCAUAGCAUAUAUUUGCACAAGCAUGAUUUGCGAGCGUUGGCUAUUGAUAAACAUUUUGUGGAUCACAAAUUGGCAAGAACUGAGUUGGAAGAACUUUCAGUGCAAUUGUAUUAG
Molecule: messenger RNA, 1050 nt
Organism: Neltuma alba
Lineage: Eukaryota; Viridiplantae; Streptophyta; Magnoliopsida; Fabales; Fabaceae
Exons: 1
Coding region: 1-1050 (349 amino acids)
Source: RefSeq, a predicted model, not a curated record